CAUUUUGUAAUUUGUAUUGGCCCUCUUAACUGCAUCUUCUGCUUUCUCUCUUCUUCAUCUUGGCUUGGCCCCUCACUCCCUCUCUCUCUCUAUCUGCGUUUGUUGCAGGAGGAGGAGGAGGGUUUUCCAAGUAAUUGAAGGCGUCUUCUCUCCCACUCUACCGUCCCUCUUGCUUAUCUGAGAUCGAGGCUCCGAAGAAUGCCGGUGUUGGCAUGUGGAAGAUUGUAGGGUUUCGCUUGCCGUCUCCUGAUUGCUUCUCUCUUAGCUUGCUGCUGGAUUGCGACAUUGGCUGAUUUCUCGGGUAAUGCUCUGAUUCAGAGCUUGGAUUCGAGGUAUUGAUCAAAUCCGUUCCUUUGAUCCGUCAUAGGGACGCUUAUGAGCGGUUUUGGUUGGUAGUGUGCUGAGUCGGGUCUUUGUGGAGAGAUGAGGAGGCUGAAGUUUGAGCCUGCCAAUGGGAGGAGGCUCAGAUUGCCUCAUUUCCUGCUGCUACUCGCUGCAUUGUACUUGAUUUUCAUUACGGUGAAGUUCCCUAGCUUUUUAGAGAUGGCAGCCUCUCUGAGCGGUGAUGAAACUAGUCUUAGAUCACCAGUGGAGGAAGGUGAAGAUGUUGAGUUGAGCAAACCAUUCUUAGGUUCUGUCUACGAUGAUACAUUUCAUCGGAAACUAGAGGAUAACCCCGACCAAGAUGCCUUGUCGAUGCCCGAGAAGGAAUCAGUUGCUGAGGAGGAAACUAAUGAAUCUAGGCCUAAGGUGCUUCAGCCGCGAUACGGUCGUAUAAUGGAAGAGAUGAUGAGGCGACGAAAUAGGACUGUUGAUCAAUCCGUCCUCCAGAGAAUGGCCGACGAGGCUUGGAGUUUGGGUCAGAAAGCAUGGGAAGAUGCGCAGAAGUUUGAUCUCAAAGAGCCUGCCAAGAGUUCCAUCAUUGAGGGGACACCGGCUUCGUGCCCUUCCUGGGUUUCUCUGGAGGGGGAAGAAUUAACCCGUGGGGAAAGGCUCAUGUUUCUUCCCUGUGGGCUUGCUGCGGGAUCUUCCAUUACUGUGGUGGGGACACCUCGUAAUGCUCAUCAGGAAUAUGUGCCACAGCUUGCAAAGUUGAGGGGCGGUAAUGCCAUGGUCAUGGUCUCACAGUUCAUGGUUGAGUUGCAAGGUUUAAAGGUAGUGGAUGGUGAGGAGCCACCAAGAAUUUUGCACUUGAACCCACGAUUGAGAGGCGAUUGGAGCCAUCGGCCUGUUAUUGAGCACAACACUUGUUACAGGAUGCAAUGGGGAACAGCCCAGAGGUGUGAUGGUUUACGAUCCAAGAGCAAUGAAGAGUUGCUUGUUGAUGGCUAUGUCAGAUGUGAAAAGUGGAUGCGGAGUGAUAUUGUAGAUGCAAAAGAGUCCAAGACCACAUCGUGGUUCAAGCGAUUCAUAGGACGUGAACAGAAGCCAGAAGUUACUUGGCCUUACCCUUUUGUGGAGGGCAGACUGUUUAUUUUGACGCUUCGUGCAGGCGUUGAUGGUUACCACAUUAAUGUUGGUGGCCGACACAUUUCUUCAUUUCCUUACAGGACGGGAUUCACACUUGAAGAUGCAACUGGACUAGCAAUAAUGGGAGAUGUGGAUGUUCAUUCGAUUUAUGCUACUUCUCUUCCCACUUCUCAUCCAAGUUUCUCACCUCAUCGAGUGCUGGAAAUGUCUGAGAAGUGGAAAGCUCAUCCAUUGCCUAGACAACCUGUUAAGCUUUUUGUCGGGGUUCUAUCAGCAACAAAUCACUUUGCCGAACGGAUGGCAAUUAGAAAAACAUGGAUGCAGUCAUCACCAAUAAAAACCUCCAAUGUGGUUGUCCGCUUUUUUGUUGCAUUGAAUCCAAGGAAGGAGGUCAAUGCAAUGCUGAAGAAGGAGGCUUCUUAUUUUGGUGAUGUUAUAAUCUUGCCUUUCAUGGAUCGGUAUGAACUGGUGGUUCUCAAAACAAUAGCUAUCUGUGAGUUUGGGGUUAAGAAUGUGACGGCAGCAUACGUAAUGAAAUGUGACGAUGACACAUUCGUUCGGGUGGAUGCAGUCUUAAAAGAAAUUGAUGGCAUCUCCUCCAGAAAAUCGCUUUACAUGGGCAAUCUUAAUCUCUUGCAUCGCCCGCUCAGACAUGGGAAAUGGGCUGUUACUUAUGAGGAGUGGCCAGAAGAAAUAUAUCCUCCUUACGCGAAUGGACCGGGAUAUAUCAUUUCAAGCGAUAUCAUGAAGUUUAUUGUAUCUCAACACAGUAACCGAACCCUUAGGCUGUUCAAGAUGGAGGACGUGAGCAUGGGAAUAUGGGUGGAGCAGUUUAACAGCUCCUCGGCAGUUCAGUACUCACACAACUGGAAGUUUUGCCAGUACGGGUGUAUGGAAGACUACUACACAGCACAUUAUCAGUCGCCUAGGCAAAUGCUAUGCCUCUGGGACAAGUUGUCUCGAGGUCAAGCCCAUUGCUGCAAUUUCAGAUGACAGUAUCGCUUCUCUUCUUAAACCGCUCAAGCAAUUUCCUCGUCAGCUGCCUCGAGCAAUUUUCUCUCGCGGGCCUCCCAUCGCUAGUUCAGUUUUUACAGGUUUUCUUGGUUUCACCAGAUUGGUGAUGUCUCUGUAACAAUAUGGUCUGUAUAUUGGAAAAUCAAAUUGUUCCGAAGGAGACUCUUGCCCUAUGAAAAUUUUGCAUCGUACUAGCACAUGUUUGAUAGAAAGAUCCGUGCUAUCUUGUUCGACCCGA
Punica granatum (pomegranate) is the source of this 2722-nucleotide messenger RNA. Lineage: Eukaryota; Viridiplantae; Streptophyta; Magnoliopsida; Myrtales; Lythraceae. The record is from RefSeq and is a predicted model, not a curated record.